GUGUGUUAUCCCAUCCAUUCCAUCAACACAGCCCUUACACAGGCACAGCGGAGGAGGAGGACAGUUGCUGUGUGACAGUAGAAAAAGCAUGGAUGAUGCUAUCCUGAAGGGAUCACCGAGAUGCUGUCACUUGACUGGUUUGAAAUGCGUUUGAUCUUUUUACAAAGAAAACAGUAUAUGUUCUAACCAAUCAAUUCACGUAAGUAGAGACUGUUGAUGUUUCUGUUUUGCAAAAAAAAUUCAACUUCAAGUAGUCUUUCAAAAAGAACAGCAGUUUGGUAAAAUCUAAAGAUAAAAGGAACAUUAUUUCGGAGAUGUCGCCUAGUGUAAACUAAUCAUAAUUUAUCCAUGAGGACCAGAAGAUGCUCGAAUUUCUCUACCUCCCGGGUGCAUUUUCCGUGGUCGUGGACCCUUUUCAAGUUCCAUCAGCGGGGGUCGCUUCCCUUUCCGCCUCUCUUAUGUAAUUUAUCAAUGAAUAAAACGAAUGUUUCAAGCCAAGGUUUAUUUUUUUAUCGGAAGGCAUCCACCACCAGCGUGAUACAGCCGGGGCUGCACGGACAAUGUGCAGCAGAUAUUCUAUCAUAAACAAGACGUGUGUUUACGAUGAUGGGACCGCGGACACCGACAGAACCAGACGCGACCAUGAGCCCGCUGCGUCGAUCCUCAAGUUCCCAUGGUGACAGGUCUGACUCCACGGAGACCCUCCAGAAGAACAACAGCAGCAACAGUGGAGUUAUUCUGGACAUCUCAGCCCUCAAGUUGGAGGUGGACUCUGAGGUCCCUCCUCUACCGCCCCGCUACCGCUUCAGGGACCUGCUGCUGGGGGACCAGUCCUUUCAGAACGACGACAGGGUUCAGGUGGAGUUCUAUGUGAAUGAAAACACCUUCAAGGAGAGGCUCAAGCUGUUCUUCAUCAAAAACCAAAGGUCAAGCCUGAGGAUCCGUCUGUUUAACUUCUCCUUGAAGCUGUUGACGUGUGCCCUAUACGUCCUCAGAGUGUCUCUGGAUGACCCCGAACAGGUCACUGGUGUAUGUGUGAACUGUCAGAACCGAACAAGCACCACAGCAGAAUCUACAGAAAGCACAGAAAUCAACUGGGAUCUGAUUUUCUGGGUGAACAGAAGGGUUCCUGUAUGGGCGAUACAGGUGAUCGUGGCCUUAAUCAGUUUCCUGGAAGCGAUGCUCCUUACAUAUCUCAGCUACAAAGGGAAUAUCUGGGAGCAGAUGUUCCAGAUCUCCUUCAUCCUGGAGAUGAUCAAUACCGUGCCGUUUAUAAUCACUAUCUUCUGGCCUCCAUUGAGAAACAUCUUCAUCCCGGUGUUUCUCAACUGCUGGUUAGCCAAGUGUGCCCUGGAGAAUAUGAUUAAUGAUCUCCAUCGUGCCAUUCAGAGGACCCACUCGGCCAUGUUCAACCAGGUUCUCAUCCUCAUCUGCACCCUACUCUGUCUGGUCUUCACUGGGGCAUGUGGUAUCCAGCAUCUUGAGAGAGCAUCCAAUCAGAACCUGACUCUGUUCAACUCUCUGUAUUUCUGCAUCGUCACCUUCUCUACGGUGGGCUACGGUGAUGUCACACCUCAUAUCUGGCCCUCUCAGCUGCUGGUGGUCAUUCUCAUCUGUGUGGCUCUCGUGGUCCUCCCGCUACAGUUUGAGGAGCUGGCCUAUCUGUGGAUGGAGCGACAGAAGUCAGGAGGGAACUACAGCAGACACCGAGCCCAGACAGAGAAACACGCCGUCCUGUGUGUCAGCUCUCUGAAGAUAGACUUGCUCAUGGACUUCCUCAAUGAGUUCUACGCUCAUCCUAGAUUACAGGACUACUAUGUGGUGAUCCUGUGCCCUACGGAGAUGGACAUCCAGGUGCGUCGUGUCCUCCAGAUCCCCCUGUGGUCCCAGAGGGUAAUCUAUCUCCAGGGCUCAGCGCUCAAAGACACAGACCUCAUGAGGGCCAAGAUGGAUGAUGCAGAAGCCUGUUUUAUCCUGAGCAGUAGGAAUGAGGUGGACCGCACUGCGGCUGACCACCAGACCAUCCUCAGAGCCUGGGCUGUGAAGGACUUUGCCCCAAACUGCCCCCUGUAUGUCCAGAUCCUCAAACCAGAGAACAAAUUCCAUGUGAAGUUUGCUGAUCACGUAGUCUGUGAGGAGGAAUUCAAGUACGCCAUGCUGGCCCUGAACUGUGUGUGUCCAGCCACAUCCACCCUGGUCACACUCCUGGUGCACACUUCCAGAGGACAGGAAGGCCAGCUGUCUCCAGAACAGUGGCAGAGGACGUACGGACGGUGCUCGGGGAACGAGGUCUACCACAUCCGCCUCUGUGACAGCAAGUUCUUUGGGGAGUAUGAUGGAAAGAGUUUCACCUAUGCCUCCUUCCACGCACACAAGAAGUAUGGUGUGUGUCUGAUCGGGGUGAAGAGGGAGGACAACAAGAGCAUCCUGCUGAACCCUGGUCCUCGCCACAUCAUGGCCGCCCCAGACACCUGCUACUACAUCAACAUCACCAAGGAGGAGAACAGCGCCUUCAUCUUUAAACAGGAGGAGAAGGACAACAAGGGCCUGCCAGUGGCCGGGCUGUACGAUGCCCCCUCCAGGCUGCCUGUACACAGCAUCAUCGCCAGCAUGGGGACGGUAGCCAUCGACCUCCAGAACCCGGCGGACCCCCCAGAGGACAGCAGCAAGCUAACACUGCCCACAGAGAACGGGUCCGGAAGCAGACGGCCCAGCAUCGCCCCUGUCUUGGAGAUCGCUGACUCCUCCUCCAUCCUUCCCUGCGACCUGCUCAGUGACCAAUCAGAGGACGAGACCAACCAAUCAGACGAGGAGAGCUCGUCGGUGUCAGAUUUUGUGAAAGGAUAUCCUCCCAACUCGCCCUACAUUGGCAGCUCUCCAACCCUGUGCCAUCUCUUACCCCAGAAAGCCUCGUUCUGCUGCCUUCGUCUGGACAAGGGUUGCAGGCACAACAGUUUUGAGGAUGCCAAGGCCUAUGGUUUUAAGAACAAGCUGAUCAUAGUAUCUGCAGAGAUGGCAGGGAACGGCCUCUAUAACUUCAUCGUCCCUCUGCGGGCCUACUACCGCCCCAGGAAAGAGCUCAACCCUAUCGUCCUGCUAUUAGACUACCCGCCUGACAACCACUUCCUAGAAGCCAUCUGCUGUUUCCCAAUGGUCUACUUCAUGGCUGGAACUAUAGAUAACCUGGACAAUCUUCUGCAGUGUGGCAUCAUCUAUGCUGAUAACCUGGUGGUGGUGGACAAGGAGAGCACCAUGAGUGCUGAGGAAGACUAUAUGGCAGAUGCCAAAACCAUAGUCAACGUACAGACCAUGUUCAGGCUGUUCCCCAGUCUUAGUAUCAUCACUGAGCUGACCCACCCCUCCAACAUGAGAUUUAUGCAGUUCAGAGCUAAGGACUGCUACUCUCUGGCUCUCUCCAAACUAGAGAAGAUAGAGCGUGAUAAGGGUUCCAACCUGGCCUUCAUGUUCCGUCUGCCGUUCGCUGCAGGCAGAGUGUUCAGUAUCAGUAUGCUGGAUACGCUGCUCUACCAGUCAUUUGUGAAGGACUAUAUGAUUCCCAUAGCAAGACUUCUACUAGGCCUGGACACCACGCCAGGGUCGGGUUACCUGUGUGCAAUGAAGGUGACAGAGGAGGACCUGUGGAUCAGGACAUAUGGCAGGUUGUUCCAGAAGCUGUGUUCCUCCAGUGCUGAGAUUCCUAUAGGCAUCUACCGUACAGAGUCUCACAUGUUCUCCUCCUCUGAGUUAAAGGAUGGGUACCCACAGUCUCAAGUCUCCAUCAAUGUAGAGGACACCGGCGGUGACGAUCAGAGGGACAACAGACGCGAGUCAUGGAAGGAGAAGACCAGAACACACCGGAUGUCCACCACCAGCGAAUCAGAACACCCGUUACUGAGGAAGAAGAGCCUCCAGUGGGCGCGGCGUCUGAGCCGUAAGAACACAAAACCUCCGAGCCGCUCUGAGCGGUUCUCACAACAGCGCCUCAACCUGUACCGGCGCUCAGAGAGACAGGAGCUGUCUGAGCUGGUUAAGAACCGCAUGAAGCACCUGGGACUGCCCACUGUCGGAUACGAGGAUGUUGCUAAUCUUACCGCGAGCGAUGUCAUGAACCGAGUAAAUCUAGGAUAUUUACAAGGGGCAAACACAGAUGAGAUGAACGACCACCAGAACACUCUGUCCUACGUUCUCAUCAACCCCCCUCCAGACACCAUGCUGGAGCUCAAUGACAUUGUGUACAUUAUCCGGUCUGACCCUCUGGCGGGCCCUAAUGUGCCGGAGGAUCCAGCACAAGGGCAGAGCAGCGGUGGCGGCCGGAUGAGGCAAGACUUUGGCACUGAGACCAGGGACGAGACCCACCUGUGAAACCCCCUCACCUCACCCUGAUUGCCAACCCCCGGCACAAUACACACACACACACACACACACACACACACACACACACACACACACACACACACACACACACACACACACACACACACACACACACACACACACACACACACACACACACACACACACACACACACACACACACACACACACACACACAGAGCUGCUAUGGAAGGAUGCAUGAAGAGUGCCUCAUCAUUAACUAACUACUUCACCCCUUGGAGAGCAUCAGACAGACGCGGCCCUCUUGGAGAGCAUCAGACAGACGUGGCCCUCGUGGAGAGCAUCAGACAGACGCGGCCCUCUUGGGGAGCAUCAGACAGACGCGGCCCUCUUGGAGAGCAUCAGAAAGCCGCGGCCCUCUUGGAGAGCAUCAGACAGACGCGGCCCUCUUGGGGAGCAUCAGACAGACGCGGCCCUCUUGGGGAGCAUCAGACAGACGCGGCCCUCUUGGAGAGCAUCAGAAAGCCGCGGCCCUCUUGGAGAGCAUCAGACAGACGCGGCCCUCUUGGGGAGCAUCAGACAGACGCGACAGAUAAAACAGAAACAAUGCACCAGUCACUGGAGGGAGAGAGACGGACUGGAAGCACGCCCCCUUCCGGACAAGUAAGCAACCAGAAGAGAGGAUGAUGUCAGAGGUCCUGUGACGCUCUUAAUAUUUAGAGGUUAGUUUGAUUUAGCUCGUUCACACGCUUGGUGGGUGGAGCUCGCACUUUAGGACCAAUGGAAGGGUGUCACAAGAGCAAACUCUGCCUGUAUGGUAUGCUGGUGAGCUAGACCAAGCACACCUGGUGUGUGUGUGGGGACUGUGUAGUUAUCAGUUACGAUAGCAAGUCAUGUACGGAGUUUGGUACAGAAAUGGUUAUUCCUUAUCACAAUGUUAUGGCAGUAUUCUUACACAUCAAUCAUGAAAGUACAUAAGCACUUUUUAAAUUACAUAGAUUUUCGUUUUUGAUUUUCCUAUUUUCAAUGUAGAAAACAUUGUAUCUUAUAUAGGGACCCUUUUACUGCUCAUUCUGGAUGUUUCCCCAUUUUGUUUAAUAACAUGACAUUUCUUAUUAAAAGUCUAGAAUAGUAAAGGAAUUGAAGAAGCUAUAUAAAUUCUUCCAUGCCCCUACAGUAUGUCGCUCUAUUUGUGCCAUAUGGUAUCUGGAUAUUUAUUUUAUAUCUGUCAGUGUUCUACUUAAGCUAAUGUACAAUCAUUCCCUAUUUCUGACAGGAUUUUAUUAAUUAUUGUACAUUACAGUACAAUGAUCCUGAUUUUCAAAGCGGUUUACCGUGGAAAACCUAUGUUGUUUUGCACAAUAAGAGACAGGCGCAGUUAAAGUGAUAGUUCACUACAAAAUUAAAGUUUGUUAUAUGUUUUCAGAUGUCAAAAGUAAUCUAAUGUAAAGAUGAGUUUGAGUUAACUAUCACUUGAAGUCUGUUAGUAUGGCCAGUACAUGGGCUUGGAGUACAGUGUUGCAAGCUGGAUUCCAAUAUGUCCUUUCACUUAUACAGGAAUCACUUGUACAGUAAAUGUAGUAUUGUGUGUGCUUUAAAUAUUGAAUCAUUAUUUAAGGGUUAGGGUAUUUAUGUUUUAUUUUAAUUUUUUCGAUACUGUUGGACUGAUAUGUGUGGUUUUAUCAUUGUAAAUAGUCUAACACUUUUAAUCCUCAUUGUUUGGUUACAAAAAAAAAUAUGGGUCAUUAUUACAGAAGUGAUAACAAGACGGACUUGAAAUACUUUUGCACUAAGCUCUGUGGUCGUUAAGAGCGUUAUAGCAUGACCCUUUAACCCGAAACUUAAUCUAUACAAUAAAACAGACUACCGUAUUCACAGCACAGUAUGAGUCAGUGUCCAUACAUUCA
This is a messenger RNA of Salmo salar (Atlantic salmon), 6242 nucleotides long. NCBI's taxonomy places the organism in Eukaryota, Metazoa, Chordata, Actinopteri, Salmoniformes, Salmonidae. The record is from RefSeq and is a predicted model, not a curated record.